AUGUUCUUGCGUGUGCAGCUGUUAGCGUUGGCAGUGACGCUGGUACAAAGUUCGAGUGCAUACUACAGCGGACCGUUCCUAUUUUGGGGCCUGGAUGAUCUGAAGGACCUGCAAACGCCUGCCCUGAGCGAGCUGGAUGAUAAGAUGCUGCGGGAUCUCUACUCAAAUGCGGCCGCCGUCGUAGUGUUCCUGAGGAACGGAACCACAAAAUUGUCGGCCGACAAUUUCCCCACGUUCAAGCGCAUUGUGGAAAAGUACGAAUUUAUGUACAGCCCGCAGCAAAUGCUGAGCUCCAAUCCGCUCGAUUACAAUGUGAAUGCUGAGGUUAUCAACCUGGUAGGUUCACCAUCCCAGCAGGAUGUGGAACUAUCGGCCCUGUUCCGUGACUCGACGGAAAACUAUGGCGAGCGUAAGGUGCUGGGCAUACUCGCUAAUCAAUGGGAAGAACCGCACGUGCUGCACAAGCGCGAAGCGAAAGGGGGCGACGAAUUGUACUCCACCAGCAGCACCACACCGGGCAGUCCGACUGAUGAGCCGGAAAUAGCCGACUCCCUCUACAACGUGCCCGGAAAGGCGAUCCUAUAUAUGACGGGUCCACCGGUGCUGAAGAUGCUGAACGAUUCUGACGAGGGCGAAACGACACACGUGCUGGACAAGCAUACGCUUGCCACGUACGAUGCACGGGAGCGUGAAAGUAAAAUGAUUGUCACGUUCAAAGUGGACGAUUCGACGAAGCUGACUCUAAAGUUCCGAUUCGACAUGGAUGCUGGGUACUGGUCAAUGUCGAAGGUGGAUGUGUUCGUGAUGGACACCAAGAGCAAGGACGGUUCCAAGUCUCUCGACACAACGCUCGAGCUGGAGGGUAAAACACCGUACGCACCGCUGGGCGCUUCGUACUCUUGCGCCCGUCAGCUCUUAUUCCGCAAUGGCACAACCAUCCUGACGCUGGAAAACAUUCAGGUCCAGCCAGCACUGGAAGGAAAGACCAAGUUUGACAGUGCCUGGGACUGUGUCGGAUUCACCACGGCCCCAAUAUUGUCCGGCAUCUUCGUGACGUCCUUCAUGCUGAUCGGGCUGACCAUUGCGAUCAUUGCAAUACUGGACAUCAAAACACCGAACCGGUUCGAGUCGCGCACCGGCAAACAGUUGACAUUCACGGUUCAGGAGUAAGU
Anopheles maculipalpis is the source of this 1172-nucleotide messenger RNA. RefSeq lists its product as uncharacterized. Lineage: Eukaryota; Metazoa; Arthropoda; Insecta; Diptera; Culicidae. The transcript is spliced from 4 exons. Gene Ontology annotation, cellular component: proton-transporting V-type ATPase complex. The coding region runs from base 1 to 1170 and encodes 389 amino acids. The record is from RefSeq and is a predicted model, not a curated record.